Messenger RNA from Megalops cyprinoides (Indo-Pacific tarpon), 4517 nucleotides. It is a transcript of the gene bcas3, whose product is annotated as BCAS3 microtubule associated cell migration factor. Lineage: Eukaryota; Metazoa; Chordata; Actinopteri; Elopiformes; Megalopidae. The transcript has 25 exons. The record is from RefSeq and is a predicted model, not a curated record. Bases 85 to 2862 code for a protein of 925 amino acids. Gene Ontology annotation, cellular component: cytoplasm. Gene Ontology annotation, biological process: response to starvation; autophagy. Gene Ontology annotation, molecular function: protein binding.
CUGUUUUGUGGCAUUCGUUGAAGAGCUUCAGGGAAGAAACAGUUCUACAAAGAGAACACCCUGGGUUGGAAACUCGGACACGACAUGGCGACCGACUCCCCGCGCCGACCCAGCCGCUGCGCUGGAGGAGCGGUGGUGCGAGCGCAGGCUGCUACAGAACAGUCCUACAUGGAGAGCGUGGUGACCUUUCUCCAGGAUGUUGUCCCACAGGCAUAUACUGGUGCACCUCCAACGGAUGAGAAAGAGAAGGUGAUGUGGGUCAGAUUCGAGAAAGCAGAUAUUAAUGAUGUGGGCCGCACCCCUGAAUUUCUGGAGUGUCACGGUGGGGGCGGGGACCCCCCUUUGUGCCUCAUGAUUGGCUACUCCGAUGGGAUGCAGAUCUGGAGCAUAUCGCUGAAUGGAGAGGCCCAGGAGCUAUUCUCAGUGCGCCAUGGCCCAGUGCGAGCAGCUCGAAUCCUGCCUGCUCCACAUAUCAGUCCCCUGAAAACAGACGCCUUCAUGGAGAAGCGACCCCUUCUCGCCGUGUGCAAGGGUAACGGGUCCUCGGGCCCUCCAUAUUGCUGUGUGGAUCUGUAUUCACUGCGCUCAGGAGAGAUGGUCAAAUCCAUCCAGUUCAAAACUCCCAUCUAUGACCUGCAUUGCAACCAAUGGAUUCUUGUCAUUGCUCUGCAAGAAAAGAUUGCUGCAUUCGACAGCUGCACAUUUGCGAAAAAAUUCUUUGUCACAAGUUGUUACCCCUGUCCUGGACCCAACAUCAACCCCGUUGCCCUGGGUGACCGCUGGCUAGCCUAUGCGGAGAACAAGCUGAUCCGAUGUCACCAGUCACGUGGUGGGGCUUGUGGGGACAAUGCUCAGUCCUACACUGCCACCGUCAUCAGUGCUGCUAAGACACUGAAGUCGGGUUUGACAAUGGUGGGGAAGGUGGUGACCCAGCUGGCAGGCACCCUACCCACGGGUGCAUCGGAGGAGGAGGCCAUGUCCCACAGCGGUAUCCGUCGCUCUGCCCACGCCCCGGGGAUCGUCACCAUCGUUGACACCCUCACAGUGGGGGAGGGGCAGGUUCUGGUCAGCGAGGACUCAGAUGGGGAGGGCGUGGUUGCCCACUUUCCAGCACACGACAAGCCCAUAUCCUGUUUGGCCUUCAACCCGAGCGGGAUGCUGCUGGUGACAGCUGACACGCAGGGCCAUGACUUCCACGUCUUUCAGAUCCUGACUCACCCGUGGGCCUCGUCCCAGAGCGCUGUUCACCACCUCUACACGCUGCAUCGAGGGGAGACUGAAGCCAAGGUCCAGGACAUCUGCUUCAGCCACGACUGCCGCUGGGUGGUGAUCAGCACACUGCGCGGCACCUCGCACGUCUUUCCCAUCAACCCCUAUGGCGGGCCGCCGUGUGCGCGCACACACAUGUCUCCGCGCGUGGUGAACCGUGUCAGCCGCUUCCAGAAGAGCGCGGGGCUGGAGGAGAUGGAGCAGGAGCUGAGCAGCAAGCAGGGCGGCCGCUGCAGCCCUGUUCCCACGCAUGGCCUGUCCAGCAGCCCCUCGGGCUCCCCGCUGCACGCCAAACUGAACAGCCAGGAGUCCUACAACAACUUCAGCAACAACAACCAGGGGAAUCCACGCCUGUCCCCCCUGCCCAGUCUGACCGUGGUCCUGCCCCUGGCCCAGAUCAAGCAGCCCAUGACUCUGGGCACCAUCACCAAGCGCACGGGACCAUACCUCUUUGGGGCAGGAUGUUUUGCAAUUAAAACUCCAUGCAAAGCCAAGCCGGCGCCUCAGAUCUCCCCCAGCAAAUCGUCAGGAGGGGAGUUCUGCGUGGCCGCCAUCUUUGCCUCCUCCCGCUCCCGCUACAUUGCCAACCCCAAUGUCAAGAGGGAGAAAGACCAGUCCAGGCAGACGGUGGUGGACUCUCUCUACAUCCUCAGUUGCUACGGUAACCUGGUAGAGCACGUGCUGGAACCACGGCCAAUCAGCACAGCGCAGAAGAUCGGCGAUGACACACCCCUGGAGCUCAGCACCUGUCCGCGGGCCUGCUGGACCCUGGCCAGAACACCCCAGUGGAGCGAACUCCAGCCCCCAUUCAACACCAACCACCCACUGCUGCUGGCCUCUGACCUGGUGCAACACUAUCAGUACCUAUUGUCUGGCUUGGUGCCCCCUGGAAGCCCGGGGCCCAUCACCCGGCACGAGUCCUACGACAGCCUAGCGUCCGACCACAGUGGGCAGGAGGACGAGGAGUGGCUCUCCCAGGUGGAGAUUGUGACCCAUACUGGGCCACACAGACGCCUGUGGAUGGGCCCUCAGUUCCAGUUUAAAACGCUCCACCCGUCGGGCCAGACCACCGUCAUCUCCUCCAGCUCCUCUGUGCUCCAGUCCCAAGGCCCCAGCGAUACUCAGCAGCCCCUGCUUGACUUUGACACUGACGACCUGGACCUACACAGCCUCAGGAUCCAGCCCAUGCGCUCGGAGCCAAUGAGCAUGCCCGGCUCCUCCUCCCGGCUGGCGGCGGAGAGGCGGGGCCAGUCCACCCUCAUCGAUGGAGGAUCAGGGACGUUUGACCGCAGUGUGACUCUGCUGGAGGUGUGCGGCAGCUGGCCCGACAGCUUUGGUCUGCGUCACCUGACCUGCAUGGACGCCACAGAGGAGGGGCUGCGGGAGCGUCUGGCUGAUGCCAUGUCCGAGUCUCCCAGCAGGGAUAUCGUGGGCACCGGGACAGAGCUUCACAGGGAGGGCAGCAUAGAGACCCUGAGCAACAGCUCUGGCUCCACCAGUGGAAGCAUUCCUCGCAACUUCGAGGGGUACAGGUCCCCGCUCCCCACCAACGACAGCCAGCCCCUCAGCCUCUUCCCCACCGGCUUCCCCUGAAACAGGCCUCCAGAGACACUCUCCCCUAUCCAGUUUAACCACAAAAGCAGCCAUGGUAACCAACUGUCAUUUCUGAAGCCAUUGGGGUGUCAGUGUCAGCCUUUCUAAUUCCACCAGAUUUUUCCCACUCCCAGAGCCUUUGGGGUUGAAAUUCACAACCUUCAAUUCAUUUUUGAUUUUCCAGUGGAUUACCCAUGAUUAUCCAUGAGUGAAAAGUGACGCGCAUGGACUAGACUAGAGUGUUAAGUAGACUUGAGUGUCUUUUUUCCCCUGGAUAUGCUCCAGCUCUGGUGGACGGGCUGGUCAGCUGCUUCAUUUGCUGCUUUGAGGGUUUUUGAUUUUUGCUUGUUUCCCAAUGUAGGAGAUAUUUAGUGAGAGAGGAGAGGUGACUGCGGGAUGGGCAUGUCCACUUCUGACCCCACCCAUCUCCACCUGUAUCCUGGCCUUCUCCUCUCACCUAAGCAAGAAGCACACACAUGUGGUAAUCAUGCCCCCGAUCAUCUCGCCAACGCUGACCUGACCUCUGACCUCUGACCUCCUUGCAGGAAUUAACACAUCUCUGCAGACGAGUUAAGGGGUCGCACACUGGGGGCGCCACUGUGUCAGAAUGGAGGACACUGCGGUAGCCGUCCUUACCCUAACAAUCUAAAUCACAGUUCCUCUCAAUGCACAUUGAGAUGCACAAUAUCUGUGACAUAUCUGUUGCUCAUCUGAAAAUAGACUUCACGAUACAUAUUUGACAUGUUUUGAAUAAUCAUGUAUUACAUUCUCUGUGCUAUAGUUAAAGACAAUAUUAACGUUCCAGAAGGCCGUCGCAUUUGGUACCUGUUGCCUUCAGGUGGAACUGAGCCUCUGCUGUUUAUUGUAGGCUAAUUCCAUGUAUAGGCAUCUAGAUAAUUAUGAUUUUUGGCUAGUUUAAUGCCAUGAUGUGUUUGACUUUUGUUUUUUGAUUUUUUUAAGGUAAGGGAGUCCUGUUUUUAAGAAAACUAGUUGCUUAUGUAAUUUUUUUCCUAAAAGGCCAGUUUGUAUGUGAUAUGAUUGUUGCCAUCAUUCAGAUUUGUAUGCACUAGAAUGGGGGGUGAGUGUUUCCAUUGAUUGUCCGGAGAAUAAGUGUGCAGGUUUUAUCAACCUUUCAGUAAGGGGGAGAACCAUGUCACACAAUGGGUUCAAUGGUUUGCAAAAAUGUACAUAAAUACUGCAGUGAUGGAGAAGGGGAGUUCAUGAACCACAAAAUGCACAGAACUAUUGAGCUAGCCGUGGCCACUAAUGAGAACCAGUCAACAUGUUCUGCUGUGAACAGCACAGCAUUUCGGUUGGUUUAAUGGGAGGGGCCUUAACAUAUAGUCAGUAAUUAAGAGGUUCAUGAAGCUCCUGUCUCCCAUCAGUAAUAUGCAGCCAAUAGCAGAGCUCCUCAUUCCCUGUGGAGCGGGAAGACUGGAAAGCACACAGCCAACUAGACAAGGACACUAUAGUCAAAUCAGUGUUGUGUUUUGAUUGGACAGAGUUGAGUGUGUGCUGUUUCAUCGCCUACCUGUGCUUGUUCAUGUUCCUUUGAACAAAAUACAUGUUUUAAAUGACUGAAUUACUGUGUAAAAAUACUGAGACUGAAUUUCAUGGUUAGCUGUAAACCCUUGCAACUAUGUAUAAAGGCAUAA